Dictyostelium purpureum is the source of this 150-nucleotide messenger RNA. RefSeq lists its product as uncharacterized. The record is from RefSeq and is a predicted model, not a curated record. The annotation marks the transcript as partial. NCBI's taxonomy places the organism in Eukaryota, Evosea, Eumycetozoa, Dictyosteliales, Dictyosteliaceae. The transcript has a single exon.
AUAGUUGAUCUAUCCACAACAACUCCAGAGGGUAGUGUAACAGGGUCUACCAUCAUUUCCAAUGUGAUUGGAUCUAAAAAUGUAGUUGGUAUACCUGCCUCGUUAAAUACAAUUUCUGGAUUGUUUCUUUUAAAAUCUUCAUCGGAAUCA